AUGAAAUACAUCCUCGUCUCUGGUGGAGUAAUCUCCGGAAUCGGAAAGGGCAUCACUGCGUCGUCAACCGGUCUUCUGUUGAAGACUUUGGGCCUCAAGGUCACCGCCAUAAAAAUCGAUCCUUACAUCAAUGUCGAUGCCGGCACGAUGGCUCCGACCGAGCACGGAGAGUGUUUCGUGUUGGACGAUGGCGGUGAAGUCGACCUCGAUCUUGGAAACUACGAGCGAUACCUCAACAUCACCUUGACCCGAGAAAACAGUGUCACAACCGGAAAGAUGUACCAACAUGUCAUUGAGCGGGAAAGACGUGGUGAUUAUCUGGGCAAGACUGUUCAGGUCGUCCCACAUGUCACAAACGCUAUUCAGGACUGGAUAGAAAGAGUUGCAAGAGUACCUGUGGAUGAUACAAAUGAACAACCAGAUGUCUGCAUUAUCGAGCUUGGUGGUACAGUUGGUGAUAUUGAAAGUGCUCCUUUCAUUGAAGCCAUGCGCCAGCUGCGACGACGUGCUGGCAAAGACAACUUCUGUCAGAUUCACGUCUCGCUCGUCCCGGUCAUUAGUGGAGAACAGAAGACAAAGCCAACUCAACAGGCAAUCCGAGAUGCACGUUCAGCUGGUCUAUCUCCGGACUUGAUUGCAUGUCGAUGUCAAGAACCUCUCAUCGAAGCCACAACCAACAAAAUCGCACUUUUCUGCCAGGUUGAACCUGAGCAAGUCAUUGCGGUUCACGAUGUCUCUUCCACCUACCAUGUACCUAUGCUUCUAGAAGAACAGGGUCUUCUCAGCCAGCUACGAGAACUAUUCCGAUUAGAGGCUUAUCCAAUUUCACCUGCAUUGGUUACUAAAGGCCAAGCAAUCUGGCAAGAGUGGAAGACGUUGACUACAUCACAAGACCGAUUCCUCGACAACGAAAAAGUCACCAUUGUCUUGGUUGGAAAGUAUACGAACCUGCAUGAUUCGUAUCUCUCCGUCAUCAAGUCUCUGGAGCACAGUGCAAUGGCAUGCCAUCGAAAAUUAAACCUCGUUUGGCUUGAUGCCAGCAAUCUAGAGAAAGCAACCUUGGACUCAUCCCCGGAAUCAUACCACAAAGCAUGGCACGAGCUCUGCACAGCCGAUGGUGUUCUCGUUCCUGGAGGGUUUGGUUCUCGUGGCACGGAGGGCAUGGUGGCAGCUGCACAGUGGGCACGUACCAAGCCGAAGCCGUACCUAGGUAUUUGCCUCGGUAUGCAGAUAUCUGUCAUCGAAUUCGCUCGAAAUGUUUGUGGACUCAAAGAAGCAUCUUCCGUGGAACUAAAUGCCCAGACAGCCGAUCCUGUUGUUAUCUUCAUGCCAGAGAUUGACAAGGCUACCAUGGGAGGUAACAUGCGACUAGGACUCCGACCGACCCUGUUUCAAGAAGACACAGAAUGGUCUCGCCUACGAAAAUUAUAUAAAAACGAACCUAGCGUUCUUGAGCGCCACCGUCACCGCUACGAGGUCAAUCCAGAGUACAUCGAACGUCUAUCUGAGGCGGGUCUAACAUUCAUCGGCAAGGAUGACAAAGGGGAGCGGAUGGAAAUUGUCGAGUUGAAAGACCAUCCCUUUUUCGUCGGAGUGCAAUUCCACCCAGAAUACCUGAGUCGCGUCCUUCGACCAAGCCCGCCUUAUUUAGGCUUUGUGGCUGCCAGUGCUGGUGUCCUUGACAAAGUGACUGCUGAGACGCUGGCGAAAAAUAAAUCCCAGCAGCAGCAACGCCGCGAUAGCGUCAACGGCAUAUCUCAUGUUCAGAACGGGAUUUUGACGAAUGGAGUUGACGCUUCACACUCUGCAUCUGGAUUAUGA
Molecule: messenger RNA, 1821 nt
Organism: Exophiala bonariae
Lineage: Eukaryota; Fungi; Ascomycota; Eurotiomycetes; Chaetothyriales; Herpotrichiellaceae
Gene: URA7
Product: CTP synthase ura7
Exons: 3
Coding region: 1-1821 (606 amino acids)
Biological process (GO): pyrimidine nucleobase biosynthetic process; CTP biosynthetic process
Cellular component (GO): cytoplasm; cytoophidium
Molecular function (GO): CTP synthase activity; identical protein binding
Source: RefSeq, a predicted model, not a curated record